Messenger RNA from Sclerotinia trifoliorum, 1832 nucleotides. Lineage: Eukaryota; Fungi; Ascomycota; Leotiomycetes; Helotiales; Sclerotiniaceae. The record is from the annotation of a GenBank genome assembly.
ACGGAAAGAAAUGGUGACAUCAUUGAAACGUUGUACUUAACUUCUUCACGGCAACAUCCUCACUUCAAAUUCUUAUCUUCGAUAAUAAUUCGAGGCAAAGGAUCGUCAAGAUGGUUCUGGUAGAUAAUUGGAUGCCUCCAUCGAGGGAAAAUUGGGAAUUGAUUGUUUGGGGGUUUCAAUGGUUUCCUCUGGUUUGUAAUAUCUGCUCUUCAACCUCCUUCCUCUCCACCCCAAAAGGCUCACAUUCCUCGUACCUCUACUAUUCCCAGAAUCUCCAUCCAUGCCUCAAACCUCACAGUCCACACAGAGUAUAGCGGUACUAAUUCUCCUCCAAAUAGUUUACAAUCUUUCAAUGGAUCCAACCAUGGUACGGAGCAGGCAAGACUUCAUCAAAUAGUCGAUUCAAUAUACCAGGGAAAAUAGCUUGGAUUACAAUGGAAAUGCCGGGAUUGUUGACCAUGCUUUAUGUUAUGUAUACAUUGCCUAAUGAGGUAGGAUUGAAGGAGUUGCCUUGGGAGAAUAAAUUAAUGGCUGGGCUUUAUGUGAGUUUUCUUUCUUAUUCUGGGAAAGGUGGAGUGACUGAAGUGGUUGGAGGGGUCGGAGAGGCUGUAGGGCUAGAGAAUGUGUUGGUAGAGGAAAAUGUAUCAACGUGUCAAAUCAUUGCCUAGACUGGCUGUUAUAUUCGUUUGGGAGCAGCCGAUGUGCGCGGUUUGAGACUGGCUAUGAUUGGUGGUAGAUGGAGAAACAAGUUUGUUUAAAGGACUCAAUUGAGUUUGAGCUAACUUAUUUCAAAAUCUAGAUCAUACAUUACCUUAAUCGUGCUAUUAUAGCACCUCUUAUUUCUCCUUCUAUGUCACCGAUUCAUGUUAUUGUUUGGCUUGCGGCAAUUGCCUUUCAGAUCACCAAUGCUACAUCUUUGGGGUGCUACUUUGCUGGUUAUGGUCCUGUUACAAGAGCUGAUUGGUAAUAUAUCUCUUUACCCGCUCUCAUCCUGUUCUUAACACGACGAGAUAUAUACGCGUGGAAUACAUGUGGCAUUCCGAUUCUCACAGCUGCUAACCUGUUUACUUAUAGGAAACCUGUAUCAGGAAAUCCAUACGUAAAUGGAGCAAGAAUUGAAUUAGGCAUGAUGAUAUUCUUUCUCGGUCUCAUAUCCAAUAUAUUUCAUGACGACGAACUACGAGAAAUUAGACGUGCCGCACUUCGAAAACAAGCAACACAAAAUGAUUCUUCAACUGGGAAGAAUAAAGGAAACAAAACAGUCGACAAAGUAUACAUGAUACCCCAAAACGGACUUUUCAAUUAUAUACUAUACCCUCAUUAUUUUUGCGAAUGGAUCGAAUGGGCUGGAUUCUUCAUAAUGGCUGGAAGUGAUUGCGUGCCUGCAAGAAAUUUUCUUAUAAAUGAGGUGGCUACUAUGUUACCAAGAGCUUUACAAGGGAAAGCAUGGUAUGUAAAGAGGUUUGGUAAAGAGAAGGUUGGGGGCAGGAAAGCAAUAUUGCCGGGGAUUUUGUGAGUCAAGAUUCGCCAUAAGGAUUAUUUGUUGGGAUGAGAUUCUUGGGAAGUUCUACAGAGAUUAUAAACAUAUUCUAGAGAGAUUCUAGAUGAAUUUACUUUAAUUCCUAAUUCUAUUUCUAUAUUUCUUAGGAUACUAUCUGGGAAAGAGACGGGAAGAGAGAGGCGAGUAAGAUGAAUGUGGAAAGGAGAUCUUGAUUAAGACAAGAAUAGUAACUAAGAAUUGAGAACUGACCAUGUAUAGAUAGACUAGAAGGAUAAGCAGCAUAAGUAUAUACAUUAAGUUAUAUCAUCCAGUUGAUAUAUCUCACGAUAGC